This is a messenger RNA of Lytechinus pictus (painted urchin), 3296 nucleotides long. Its product is annotated as mitochondrial ribonuclease P catalytic subunit-like. Bases 393 to 2198 code for a protein of 601 amino acids. Gene Ontology annotation, biological process: tRNA 5'-leader removal; mitochondrial tRNA 5'-end processing. Lineage: Eukaryota; Metazoa; Echinodermata; Echinoidea; Temnopleuroida; Toxopneustidae. The record is from RefSeq and is a predicted model, not a curated record. Gene Ontology annotation, molecular function: protein binding; ribonuclease P activity. Gene Ontology annotation, cellular component: mitochondrial ribonuclease P complex; mitochondrion. The transcript has 7 exons.
AGACUAAUAGCCGUCAUCCGAGCCCCACACACGUGCGAAUGCUGGGAAAAGCGCAUUGGACGGGGCCAGUUUCGCGACUAUCUUAGGAUGCAAGCUUAAUAAUAUACUCGUGAUAUAGGCCCCGCUACUGUGUUGGAGUGUCUGAAGUGCCGUAUGCGGGGCCUAUAUAACGGUUAUAGUAUAUACUCGUGAAACAGGCCCCGCGAACGGACAUUCUAAGCCAUUCAACACAGCAGCGGGGCCUAUAUCACGAGUAUAUAUAGUGAGCUGAAGUUAGCAACCUAGAUAUUGAGAACUGAUGUUCUUAUAUGGAGUGUGUCUGCCAAAGUUCUACCAAGACUGGUUAUGUUAAUAUCUUGUAUUGUUUUACAUUUAACAAUUGAGAUAUUGAUAUGCUUGUGCCAAAGAAUAUGGCUCUUCUUUUAUCAAUAUGUAGCAUGAAGCAAGUGGCUCCUAGAGGCAAUCAACUGAAGUCAUUUGGCAUGAAGAUAUUAUUUGGAAGAAGAGCUGAAUCAUUCAGAUUUUGUGGUAGAACUUCAUUGUAUAUUUCACAAAUUAGUACUCUUCAGUCAAUAUUCACAAACCAUGGAAGAAAAUGUGGAUUCCUAUAUCCUUGUCACUUGAGUGUAAAUGCUGUCCCAUCUUCAAUUUUCAUGCAUCAGAGGACAGUGACACAUGAAAGUACUUUGAUGCAAGAUGAUAAGCAUACAGAAGAAAGUGGGUCAAGGAGGAGAAGUAGAAAACUACUUGAUUUUACUGAAGACCAAUGGUUUACAGUAGAACAGUGGAACCACAUGAAAAUCAAGUGGAUGGAAGAGCAGAAGCGACAGAAAAAGCACUACAUAGCAAGAAGCACUUUUGAAUAUGAACUGCGGGCCAUGGAAUCAAUUGCUGCACAAGGGCUAUCGGUGUCUGCGAAGUCUCUUGUUGCCUUCAUCAAGGAUGAACCCUCUGCCUUGAAGUAUCAGUUAGUGAGUAAAUGUCUCUUCAUGUGUACAACGUGUCAGGAUCUUGAAGGAAUUCUCUGGUGUGUUGAUUGGUUAGAGGAGAACCAUAGGAUGAUGGAUAAGGGAACCAUAGCCAAUGCUGUAUCUGGUUUGUGUAUGACAGACCGAUGGAAGGAGAGCAGCAGGUUUCUUGCGAAGGCAAAUGAUGCCGAUUGCGUGACGUCAAGAAUCCUAGAACCUUACCUGAUUGCUUCUUGUCAGCAUGGUGAUAAAUGUCUUGCCAGAUCUCUGCUGGAAGACCACUACAGAAGAGAUCUCAUACCAACAGAUGCCAGUGUUAUAGAGAUGCUCUCAUCCUUUACUAGCAGCGUUGAGGACCAUUCUGUUCUACAGGACAAUGUGGAUGUGGUGAUUGGACUCUUGAAUUAUCAGAGGGCGAAGAGGCACUUUCCUUCACAUGAUGUUGCAAAGGAACUGGGUUACUGGUUCAAGAGCAAGCAACAUGAGACAUGGCGAGUUUCUUUCACCCAGAUGAGCCCUACAGGGGUUUGUAAGUCUUGCUCCAGUCAUCUUGAACCUCUGCAGAUAAGUGAGGAAGAGUUCAUCAAUCUUAGAGAAGAGAUCUUUAGCAAGGUAAUAAGAGGUAAGGAUAUCUUCAGGAAGACCACUCCAAAGGAACUUGAUGCAUUCAUGGAUUUCAUUGAUUCUGGACCCUCAUAUGACAUUGUCAUAGAUGGACUCAACGUUGCAAAACUCAAGAAGAGAAAGUCACCAGGAAAAGUGCUGAGACAAUUUGUGGAAUACCUUACCAAGAACCGUGGUUACCGCUGUCUUGUCCUUGGAAGACAUCAUAUGUUGAAACAAAGAUCUCAGUAUGAUAAAAAUGACUUGGGUGUUAUACAAGACUUGGCUGACUGCUUCUUUACCCAAAAUAUGUCAGAAGAUGACCCUUUUAUGUUGUAUGCCACCAUGCACAGUGGUACCAAGACCAAGUAUGUCAGUAGAGAUCUACUUCGUGACCACAAAGCCUUACUCAGUCCAGAAGCUCAUCUGUCUUUCAUUAAAUGGCAACGUAUGCAACAGCUCACUCCUGUGGACUUCAGAGAUGGACAGGCGAUCUUUAAGCAAAAUCUGGCUCAUGACACUGUGAUACAGUCAACAGAAAGGAGUUGGCACAUCCCCUAUGAUGAUGGUCAUCCACGAUUCUCAUACCAAGUUCCUCUAACAUGGCUUUGUGCUGUUAAAGAAUAAAUGAUGCACAACUCAAAAAAACAUGCCAAUGGAUAAUCUACAGUCAGCGUCCAACUUUCUACUUGUUUCAUUGUGAACAAUUUAUGCCAGAUUUAUACCUACGAUUUGAUGAAAGGUUUUGGAUCUUUUUAAAACACAUGACUGUAUUUAUGUAGCCUACUGCUCUUGAUGUUGGUCUCUUGCAUUCAUAAACAUAUUUAUUUUUGCAUUACUAAGUCGAUUUCUCCGUCAUUUUCAUUAAUAUAUGCUGAUUCAAGUUAUUGCUAUGUGUAAACUCUAUCAUUAUUUGCUGAUUAUAUAAAAUGCUAUAUGAUUUGAACACAUAAAUAAUUCAAAGUUAAACUCAGAUAAAAAUACAUGUAUGUAGUAUGACAAAUCAUGAAACCAACCAUAUAUUAGGAUGAAAUGCAUUGGAGAGGUUUCAAACAGUGAUGUUGUGUAAAUUUCUCAUUGAAAGAUAGAAUUCCUCAUUUAGAGAGAAAAUUCAACAAAUCUUCUGGAAAGAUUGAUUGUUGGUCAUAUUUGUAUUUUUUUCCCCCAAAUAUUAGGGAGCUUCAGAUUAAUAGCACACGACACUGAACGUUCCAUCCCUCAACACUGCACUCUCCACUAUUUCAUAUGCAGUAAGGCUGAUGUCUCAAAAUCAGAUGAUUCUGCAUCAUUGUCAGGAAACCUGAAGAUUUCUAUUGGCUCAGUAUUUCCAUUCAAAAAGAAUUCCCAUGAAUAUUACAACUUGAGACAUUCUGAUUGGUCUUUUUAAACUAACUCAAAUGUUCACACCAUUUUUAAAGUGACCAUAUCUUUUUUCCCCCUUCAAAUCGAACAAGGGAAAAGCAACAGCUGUUAAGUAACUGAAAAGUAAUGCAGAUUUUAGUUUUCAAAUAAUAUAAGAAUUUUUUUUUCAAAUCUAAAAAUUUUACCCUUUCAAGAGUGCCUACUUGAAAAAGUAGUCAAUAAAAUAAAGUCUGUGAAACACUUAAUGGUAAAAUUUUGGAAGAUGUCUAAGGAAAAUUACACUUAUUUUCCCCCUCAUUUCAUGUUUUCAUAAUGUAUUUACUUUUCAAAGAUUAAAAAUCAAUAUUUAUCCAUGAUUAAUAA